Malurus melanocephalus (red-backed fairy wren) is the source of this 2099-nucleotide messenger RNA. Its product is annotated as NF-kappa-B inhibitor zeta-like. Gene Ontology annotation, cellular component: nucleus. NCBI's taxonomy places the organism in Eukaryota, Metazoa, Chordata, Aves, Passeriformes, Maluridae. The record is from RefSeq and is a predicted model, not a curated record. Gene Ontology annotation, biological process: regulation of gene expression. The transcript is spliced from 11 exons. Gene Ontology annotation, molecular function: POU domain binding; DNA binding. Bases 266 to 1744 code for a protein of 492 amino acids.
CUGCAGCCAAGAAACUCUCAAAAGCUGCUUCCAGUGGCUGCUGGGAUUCCAGGGCUGCUUUUAUUCUUCCCCUGCUGGAACUUGCUGCUCUAAAAAGAAGAGGAAAGCUGGACCCAGCUAAUCACGUUGGAGGAUUAAUUACAGCAGCCAUGGUCUCGAUGUGAAACUGGAUUGAUUAUUUGGUUUGUUUUAAAYACAACCAAACAGGGGUGGUUUUUUUCCUCCCUUCUUCUCUUUCACCUUUUUUUCUUCACACUCAGUGGAGAUGUUGCAAACAGYCUGCAUGAGUCCCGAGCUCCUGGUCAACCAAAACAUGAGUGAAAGUGAAAUUUGUGGCUACAGCCYAGGCCUGGGCUCUCCCCUGCCCGGAGAAACCGCCAGCCCCAAGAGCUGCUUCCAGCAGAGCCCAUCGCUGCCAGACUCGGGAUUAACUGAGCUCAACGAUGCCAGCCCCAAGCUCUACCACCCUCCUCCUGCCUGCAGAGCUCAAGGGAUGCCUGCUCCUGCUGACUCUGAACUUAGCUCUGAUCCCCCUCAGAAGCGCUACAUGGGUGUGAGAGUGAAGAUGCCGGUGCGGGAAUUGCUGAGGAAGAUCCGCCUUUCCCAAGGAGUGGAGCCGGCUCACAGCAAGGAAUCCUCAGCAGUGAAGACGGUAACCAAGGGAUCCUCAGGAAAAACAGGUUUGGAAACGCCUGGCUUGGUAACCGAGCCUCCUUUCGCUGGGUUCAUCCCGCCGGGAAUGUUCUCCAGGAACGGGUGGUGGGUGCAGGACGAGCUCCCCGACUCCCUGAAGGAUUUCCCGAGGAAUUCUCCACCCCAGAACAUCCCAGCACCUUUGGGACCUGCGGAGAUGCUUUUGGGAACUCACAAGGGAUCCCCACGCCCCAGGGAACAGCCGAGCCCCAUUUCCUUCACCGGGCAGGACCUCUCCGCCCUCUCCUUCUUCCAGUUCCAGCUGCACCGGGAGGAAAAUCUGCUGAGGAACAUCCCAGAGGAAAAACUUCUUGCUCCCGAUGAAAAUGGCAACAGGCUGCUGCACAAAGCUGUUGCCCAGGGAAAGAGAGCCCUGACUUUCGCCCUGGCACAAAAAUUCGCAUCCCUCRACAAGAUCGACGAGAAGGAUGCAGAGGAAAGGACUGCUUUGCAUCUUGCUGCAGAAAAGAACCAGCACCUGAUGGUGAAUGAUCUGAUCUCCCUGGGAGCCAACGUCAACGAGCAGGACAGMKSYGGRAAAACUCCGCUCCAUCUGUGCGCAGAGAAAGGAUAUUUGAGAGUUCUGGAGGUUCUGAAAAACUGCAAAACCAACGGGGUGUGCGUGGAAGUGGAUCUGCCUGACCGCCAUGGUCUGACCCCCCUGCACCGCGCGGCGCUCGCCCACACCGUCCUGGUGGCCAAAUCCCAAAGGACAGCCCCGGACAGCGACCUGGGGAGGCUGCUGAGCCUGCGGAGAUCCCAAAUCCUGGAGGGGAUUCAGUGCCUGCUGCAGAUGGGGGCAGAGAACGGGCUGGAGGUCCURAAUUCCUGUCAAAGCUCCAGCACCCGCCUGAAACUCGAGGAGAACACGGAGCUCAUGGGUUUGCUGCAGACACACAAACCCCAGGCACUGGAUGUUCUUCAAGAGAGCUGCAGCCUGAUGGAUGCUACGAGAGGAAUCCCCGCUCUCCCAGCAGCUCAGAACUUCCCUGRACCUUGUCCCGUGGCACCUUCAGACCUGUUUGAUGUCCUUCUCGAAGGAAAAUGCUGAAAACUCCCAUCACCUGCUCCUGCUGGAGAACAACCAGGGGACAGCAAAAAUAUACAGAAUAGAUUAAAAAAAUAUAUUACAGCUCAAACUGACCGCUGGAAAUCCCUCACCUGCACCCAAAAAUUACAGAGCAAACCCAGGAAUGGGGGAAAUCCUCAGUGCAGGAUUCCAGGAUGCUGCAGGAAUAAUUAGAUCUUAAUUAAAAUCUGCAUUUCUCUGCUAAAUCUGAGCUGGAGCUGCCCCACAAUCUGAAGCUCUGAUGAUUUUUCAUGCAGGUUUUUGGUUAAAAACAAGAUUUUAACCAUCCRGGCCUAGAGCUGAGGGUUUCAGUCUAAAAUUAUUCUUUACACUCAAA